This is a messenger RNA of Drosophila bipectinata, 1137 nucleotides long. RefSeq lists its product as uncharacterized. The record is from RefSeq and is a predicted model, not a curated record. Gene Ontology annotation, molecular function: deNEDDylase activity; cysteine-type peptidase activity. Lineage: Eukaryota; Metazoa; Arthropoda; Insecta; Diptera; Drosophilidae. Gene Ontology annotation, biological process: proteolysis.
UCUAAAGAUUUGGUUACCAAAGCACUCUCUGCCUUCAACUUCAACAUACUUAGUUCUCCCAAAUGUAGCCACCGAACAUCCGCAAAAACACCAAAAAAGACACAGCCGAGAGAUACAGGGUGGUGCCCAGUUGCAGAUUUUCAAAGAUGCCGCUGGUCAAGAAGGGACCUCUCAAAAGACACAAAUGGCCGACCGAGGAGCUCCAGAAGGCCGCCAAAGUUAUCAUCGACAAGGAUACUAAGAAACCCAAGAAGAUCAAGUCCAAGGGCAAGGUGAAGGGCAAAUCCAAGUCCAAGGUCAAGUCCAAGUCAAAGGACAAGUCCAACGACAAAGUCGCUGCUGAGACAGAAGGUAAUGCGGAGGUGGUCGUCGCCUCCAGUGCCUCACGGGUGGAACGAGGCAGCGGAGAUGGUCCCCAUCAGCCGCGUUCCCAACCGAGUCUGGUGGCUUUGCAUUUCUCGGACAUCUCGCUCCGGCAUUCGGAUGUCCAAUUGCUGCAGUCCCACAGCGAAGGACUCAACGAACGGCUGGUGGCCUUCUACUUUGCAUACUUGCAGCACCGUAGGUAUCGCACCGAGCCGGAUCUGAUAUUCCUACCUCCGGCUCUAACGGCCCGGUUGGGGCACAUGGAUAUGCGGGAGCUAAGGCACACGGUCCGCGAUCGACGCCUCCACGAGAAGCCUUUUAUUUUGCUUCCGUUGUCCACUCAUCCAAGACCCCAUGGACAUUGGUCCUUACUGUUGGUUUCCCGGCCGGAUGGAAAAUUCUUUCAUUUCGAUUCUCAGGACAAUUUCCAUACCAAGCUGGCGGGUUCAAUGGCGGAAACUUUGCGAGCACCCCUCGGUGCCUGGGACUUUGUGGUAGUCACCGGCCGCUGUCUUCAGCAACAUCCCCAGAUAUAUGGUGAUCCCCAAUCGGGUAUCCAUCUCUUUUGCAUGGCCGAACAUGUGGCUGACUAUGUGACCCGGUGUGGCUAUGCCACCAGUUCCCUACUGAUUGCCUGGGAACAGAUCGACGCCAUGCGCACCAGUCUGCUGCAGUUGAUCCAAUCUCUAGGAGGUAUCCUGCCCCCUAAGAAGGGUCACUAAGAAUGCCCAUAAAAAAGGCGGUCUCUUACCUUUUAUUUUUAUUCAAUUG